AUGGUGGCAUGCUGGGGCAGCCCGGUGCGGGUAGGGGGGCGGGGGGACGCUGGCCCUUCCUCUCACCCUCAUCACCCUCCCUCCCCUCCCGCUGCGCUCCGAGGACAGGCUCUGCUGGGGAAACAAUCAACACACUUACCCAGGAGCCAGGCCAUUUCCUCCUGCUCCAUACACCGUGCCAAACACGCUCGGAUCUGCGGGCAUCCUGAGGAUCCAAUGAUCACAGGGCAGCUGAGCAAGCCGCUGCUCCCCCUCAGAGCAGAGAUGGAAGGCGCGGAGCUGCAGGAGGACGAGAGGGCUGCCAGCCCGGACAGCGAGACCAACGACGAGCCCCUGCUGCUGCCGCCGGAUGCUGACGACAACGACAAGCUGUACGGUGUUAGAGGUGGUUCAGUCCAGUCUGAUGCGAGCAGUAGCCCUUCUGAGCAUGGACACAUGGGCCAGUCUCAUCCAGCUUACCCCGUUGGACCACAGUCUCUGCUGGUGGCGCAGCAGCUGGCCUCGGCGGUGAGUGGAGUGAUGUCGGGCGGAGCUCCGGGUCUGAACCAGCCCAUCCUCAUCCCCUUCAAUGCGGGCGGUCACCUGGGUGGGCAGCAGGGCCUGGUCCUCUCUCUGCCCACUGCGGCUAAUAUCCAGGGCCUGGUGGCCGCCGCAGCCGCCGGAGGCAUCAUGACACUCCCUCUACAGAACCUGCAAGCUACCUCAUCUCUCAACUCCCAGCUUCAGCAUCUUCAGCAUCUCCAACAAAUACAGCAGCACCACCAGCAGCAGCAACAACAUCAACAACAACAACAACAGCAACAGCAGCAGAGAGAACGAGAGCAGCGAGAGAGAGAGCAGCAGCAGCAGCAGCAGCGCGAUCGAGAGCAACACUGCAUCCCGGCCCACCUCCAGAAGCCCAAUCAGCUGCCGCACCAUCAUCAGCUGACUCCGCCCAUCCAGACACAAGCCUCUGGUCCCUCCACAGGAACGGCAUCUUCUUGUACUUCCUCCGGCCACGGUCCGGCUCCGCCUCCGCAGUCUCCGCCCUCUCACAGGCCCAACCAAUCACCAGCUCGCAGCCUGCCCUCACCGGUCACGCCUCCGCUGCCACUGCAGCUCAACCCUUUAGCCAGCCAGGCAGCAGUUGCUGCUGCGGCAGCGAUGGGCUCCAUUGCUGGCUCACAGGUGUUUGGCAACGCUCUGCCCAGCCUGCAGGGGGUCACAGGCCAACUGGUCACCAAUGCACAGGGACAGAUAAUUGGGACAAUCCCACUGAUGCCAAACUCUGCAGGACCCUCCAACCAAUCGGGCGGCGGGACACCUUCACUACAAGUCCAGCCAAUCACGCCGCAGCUGCUGACCAAUGCGCAAGGUCAGAUCAUCGCCACGGUGAUUGGGAACCAGAUUCUGCCCGUCAUCAACACCCAGGGAAUCACGCUGUCACCAAUCAAACCCGGACAGCAGCUGCCCCAGGCCCCCCAGGCCCAGCCGACUCCCCCGGUGUCUCAGCCAGGCCUGCUGCGAAUGCCCCACAGCCAGAGCCCUCUGCGCCAGGCCUCUUCUUCCUCCUCAACAUCAUCAUCCUCGUCCUCAGCUCUCAGCGUGGGACAGCUGGUUAGCAACCCUCAAACUGCCCCCAGCGAAGUGGACGGGGUAAAUCUGGAGGAGAUCCGGGAAUUCGCCAAAGCGUUCAAAAUUCGCCGCCUGUCUCUAGGCCUGACACAAACUCAGGUGGGCCAGGCCCUCAGUGCUACGGAGGGGCCUGCCUACAGCCAGUCUGCCAUCUGCAGACACACCAUCCUGAGAAGCCACUUUUUCCUACCACAGGAAGCCCAAGAGAACACUAUAGCUAGCAGUCUGACAGGCAAACUGAACCCUGGCCUUUUAUAUCCUGCCAGGUUUGAGAAGUUGGACAUCACCCCAAAAAGCGCCCAGAAGAUUAAGCCUGUGCUGGAGCGCUGGAUGGCCGAGGCGGAAGCCCGCCAUCGCUCCGGCAUGCAGAACCUGACCGAGUUUAUCGGCAGCGAGCCCUCCAAAAAGCGCAAGCGCCGGACCUCUUUCACCCCGCAGGCCCUGGAGAUCCUCAACAGCCACUUUGAGAAGAACACACACCCCUCCGGCCAGGAGAUGACCGAAAUCGCGGAGAAACUGAACUACGACCGGGAGGUGGUGCGCGUCUGGUUCUGCAACAAAAGGCAGGCGUUGAAAAACACAAUAAAAAGGUUGAAACAGCCGGAACUCGGACCGGUGGCACCCAUGGACCCUCUGACCGACACCUUGGAAGAACACCCUUAGCUUAAGCCGGACCGGUAUCUGAUGUGAGUGCCGAACCACGUACCAAUGUCUAAACCACCGACCGACCGGACACUAAAGACCAGGACGUUUCCUACCCGUCGUAUCGCGACGGACUGUCAACAAGGAUAGCGAACAGAAAUAUUAUUAGCAACAGUGAAGUGACAGUGAGAGACUUAAGCAAAAC
Colossoma macropomum (tambaqui) is the source of this 2461-nucleotide messenger RNA. RefSeq names its product POU class 6 homeobox 2 (gene pou6f2). Gene Ontology annotation, molecular function: DNA-binding transcription factor activity, RNA polymerase II-specific; RNA polymerase II cis-regulatory region sequence-specific DNA binding. The record is from RefSeq and is a predicted model, not a curated record. Gene Ontology annotation, biological process: regulation of transcription by RNA polymerase II. Lineage: Eukaryota; Metazoa; Chordata; Actinopteri; Characiformes; Serrasalmidae.